AUGGAGCAGGAGCUCCUCCAGCUGCUCGCGGCGACCCAGUCCCCCGCAGCACCGACUCGCCAAUCCGCUGAACUACAAUUGCUGCAGCUUUACUCCAACGAGGCUUUCCCGCUGUCUCUCGCUGCAAUUGCCGCUCACGAGUCUGUCGAUGCUGCCCUUCGCCAGUCCGCCAUCUCCGUGCUCCGAACCUUUAUUGUAGCGUCAUGGUCCCCCCUUCUCGAUGAAUUCAAAGGCCGCGUCUGGGUAAACGACGCGAACAAAGCAACCCUGCGUAAUGCCCUCCUCAACCUCGCAACCACGACUGAGACAAACCGCAAGAUUAAGGCUGCUGCAAGUUAUGCUGUCAGUAAGAUCGCUGCUGCCGACUUUCCCGAAGAAUGGCCUGAGCUACUUCCCUCGUUACUGCAUAUCAUCAACGACCCUAAUAGUAGUGAUGGGGCACUGCAUGGUGCAUUGAAGGUGUUGCUGGAUUUGGUAGACACGGGUUUCAGUGAAGAACAGUUCUUUGGCAUUGCCCGAGACUUGGUGUCUACUCUUUUCGCCGUUGCGACCAAUGAGUCGCGGAAAACAAUCAUCCGAGCGCUGGCUAUCUCCGUCUUCCGAUCAUGUUUUGAUACCUUGGAGAUGGUCCUUGAGCAGCACAAAGCUGCCGUCAAGCAGUUCAUGGAUGAGGCCCUGAGUGGAUGGAUGCCUUAUUUCCUGUCGGUUAUGAAAUUGUCCUUGCCGCAGCGUCCAGCGGAGGAGGAAGAGUCAAAGGACACUGAAGUUUCGUCUCAAUGGAGAGGUAUCAUUGCACUGAAGCUGCAAGCAGUCAAGACCGUUAUGAAAAUUCGUAUGGUAUUUCCCACGCUAUUGACGACACAGAGCCCGCAACUAUUCACCAUGCUUUGGGAGGAAUUGUCAAGUAUCCAGAGCCACUACUUCGAAAUGUAUGUGCAGGACGAGCGGCAGGGGCGAUUGGAAGACUCGGACGGUUUACCUUACACCCUCGACUUCCUCGUGCUGGAAGAAAUCGACCUGAUGCAGGCCCUGAUCAAGGCUCCUCCUGUCAAGGCCGAGCUACAAGCGCAGCUACAAAACGCCAAUGAAGCAGCAACAACCACUGGAUGGCUCCCUGAAAUAAUCAAGCUUGCCGCGAUCUAUGCUCAAAUCACUACAGAGGAAGAGGGUAUUUGGGAGAUUGAUGUCAACCUCUUUUUGUCCGAAGAAACGUCUGUAACCGCUAACUACACGCCGAGAACAUGUGGAGGCGAUCUCAUCAUCAAGCUGGGAGAAUGGUUGAAAGUGACAGUCGUUCAGGCAUUGGUGGUGUAUAUCAACAACCUUUUCGCCGACGCCGCCUCGACAUGGAAAAACCAGGAAGCUGCAUUGUUCAUCCUCAAUCAGUUGCUUCGGGAUUUUAAUGAGGUCGAGCAACAGAUUCCCGUGGACGUCGCCUCUCAAUUCACAAACAGUAUUCAAUUUGCUCUUCAAAACGAGCAAGAUUACCUACGCGCGCGAGGAUAUCUAGUGGCAGGCGUUCUUGCCCAGACUGCCGGUGCAGAGUUCCAGCCGAUUGCGGCCAGCUACCUUGAUGCCACGAUGAAAGCGAUAUCCCAAGACGCUUCAGAAGUUGUUCAAGUUGCCUGCAUUCGAGUCCUGCAAGAUUUGCUACCGGCUCUUCCAUCGUCAACCACACAACCUAUGCAAAUACCUAUAAUCAGCUCAAUAAACGAGUUCAUAGGAUCACACGAUCUGAGGGAGGGCACGGAUAAUGACGACCUCAAGGUCACGUUGGCUGAGACGCUUCGCGACACUAUCAUGAUUGAACCUAAAGUAGUCUUGGACUCAGCGGCCUUGGAUGUGCUCUUCAAUGUGGCUAGCAAUGGAGCGGAAAAUUUCCAUUUGGUCAUGGUCGUGACGGAGACGUUUGAGGAUAUCGUGCAGUACGUGUCGCAACAAGGCGCAGAUGCUUACGUGCGAUUGUGUGAGAAGGUGCUUCCAUCAUUAACGGGCGCUAUUGAUGUUGGCAAUAUAACGCAAGAGGGUGCACUCACUGUUCUAGCAGCAGACUUGCUUCGAGCCUUGGCGGACCAUGGCUCAGAACCUCUGCCAAAUGGAUUCGUUGCUACUGUAAUGCCAAAGUUGAACCGCCUUCUACUAGAAAGCAACGAUAGCGAACUCGUCCGUGCUGCUACGUUAGCCAUGUACCAUAUCUUGAGUCAUGACUUUACCCAAUUCCUUGCUUGGCGCGAGCCGCAGUCAGGCAAAGAUGCCAUUGAAACUGUGUUGUUGAUUAUCGACCAUCUUUUGAGCCCCAAUAUUGACGACGUGGCUGCAGCAGAAGUUGGUUCCCUGGCGGCUGUGUUGGUUGAAAAGGCCGGUUCCGAGAAACUUGGUCCUUAUCUGCCGCAGUUACUGCAAGCUGUCGCACAGCGUCUGGCUACUGCACAGCAAGCCCAGUUCAUUCAGAGCUUAAUCCUUGUUUUUGCGCGCUUAACUCUGAUCAGUGCUCGAGAAGUUAUUGACUUUUUGGCUCAGGUUGAUCUCGGUGGACAGAGCGGACUUAACGUCGUGUUGAGCAAAUGGUUAGAAAACUCAGUCAACUUUGCCGGGUAUGAUGAAAUCAAGCAGAACAUUAUCGCCCUAUGCAAACUGUAUAACCUGGAAGACCCUCGGGUAGCGCAAGUUCAGGUCAAGGGCGACCUCAUCAUCCAGGAAACCGGACGGAUCAAGACGCGAUCGCAAGCACGUCAAAACCCCGACCAGUUUACGACUGUAUCGGCUAAUCUAAAAAUCAUCAAGGUUCUUGUGGAGGAACUAGCAGGAGCCUCUGGCAACAAAGAAAUCGACGCCGCAACGGCUGCAGCCCUUGAAGAAGCAGACAGCGAGGACGAUGAGUGGGAAGAUCUACCCAGCAAUACAUUAGACCUUGGCCUGGGAGUCACAAAACAGGAGCUGAUGUCAUUUGGCGAAGGGGGCACGGAGGGCUCCUUUGCUGUUCGAAAGCGCGAUGAUGAGACGCAAGCGCUUUUGUUGCAGUUUUUCCAAGAAGCGUCUGCUAAACCUGGAUUCCAGGAACUAUUUGCGGCUCUUACUCCUGCCGAACAGGAUAAGCUGAGGAGUUUAGGCUGAUUUGGGAAUACCUUGGUGGUACGUAGUUAAAUUUAUGAUGUGAUGAGACAGUAAAAGAGCUACUAUAUAGCCGACCACGAAAUAGAUUUGCUUUGAUUGGUAUCAGUCAAUAGAUACUGCUAGUACGAUCUACUAGAUAUGAAAAUUAAAGAUUCCGCCACUCGGAUUAUCACA
Messenger RNA from Talaromyces stipitatus ATCC 10500, 3288 nucleotides. Its product is annotated as importin beta-5 subunit, putative. NCBI's taxonomy places the organism in Eukaryota, Fungi, Ascomycota, Eurotiomycetes, Eurotiales, Trichocomaceae. Gene Ontology annotation, molecular function: small GTPase binding. Gene Ontology annotation, biological process: protein import into nucleus. The record is from RefSeq and is a predicted model, not a curated record. The transcript has 3 exons. Gene Ontology annotation, cellular component: cytosol; nuclear envelope. Bases 1 to 3114 code for a protein of 1037 amino acids.